Messenger RNA from Drosophila willistoni, 5166 nucleotides. RefSeq lists its product as uncharacterized. Bases 1325 to 4063 code for a protein of 912 amino acids. NCBI's taxonomy places the organism in Eukaryota, Metazoa, Arthropoda, Insecta, Diptera, Drosophilidae. The record is from RefSeq and is a predicted model, not a curated record. The transcript is spliced from 4 exons. Gene Ontology annotation, molecular function: protein binding.
GAGCAAAAAAAAAAUUGAAAUAAUAAAAACAAAAAUCUAGAGACGAAAGUCGAGGCUAAUCAACUACCAAAAAAAGAAAACCGCUGAGAUAAGCAACAUUUCUUCUUCCUUUUCAUUGCCGGCCAUCAUUCUUCAUGUGUAUUAGAUGUACACACACACACACACACACACAAACACAUAUAUGUGAGAGUGUCUUAGUGUAACAUGUCUAAGUAUUUGAGUGUGUGGGCAUGUUUGUGAGUGUGUGAGUGGGCGACAUAUAAAAAAGGAUAAAAUAUAUCAGCAUUGAUUUUUCUCUCGCUGAUGUGACAACAACACCAACAACAACAACAAGGAGCAUAGCAGAGGCAGCAGGCAGAACAACGGAACAACAGGACAUCGGCACAAGAACAACAAAAAUAUCGACAACAGGAAAAGUUGAGCCAUCAGUUCACUUAAAAAAAAAUAAAGAAGAAAGAAACACGCAAAACAAACUUUUUCUUUACUCAUUUUUUUGUGUGUUGUUGCUUAUCCUGGCUGACAUUUAUUUCGGCUCACUGUGGGCAAUGGCAUUUGCGGCUGAUUAAAAUGAUAAAAGAUUUUUCCACGUAAUGGAUAUACCAAAUGGUGGCUUCAGCAGACUGAUGUUUGAAUAUCACAACAAAAUGUCCAUCAGAAACAGCGACAUUAUUAUCAGCAUCGUUCGAGGCAUCAAAUGCAUUAUGUUAUAAUUUCAUUAAGGACAUAAGCCUUUUUUCUUUGCCAAGUCUCGCAGAGAGGAGUAAGCCGCAAAAGGCGACAUUAACAAAAGCAUUGCCUACUUCUAGGCACUGUCAAGCAGCCGCAGCAAAAGCAAAAAAAAAAAAACGAAAAGAAUCAAGCUCUUGGCAUUUUUAUGAAAUUAAUACAAAAGAACAAGAAGUGGGAGAUGUGGCGCAGCCAUGACAAAAACAACAACAACAACAACAGCAGCAACAAUAGCACAAUGAUGAUGAGUAACAGCAGCAGCAGCAGGACUUUGAUAAUAAUGGCUGGCCCACAACGGGCGAAGCAUUUUUAUGGCCUGACACUUGACUAAAGGGAACGUGACAAGCAAGAAGAGUAACUCUCCUCUCGUCUGUGGCCGAUCAACGUAAAAAUAAUAAUAAUAAGUAGCAGCGGAAGAACCCAAAACGAAGGAAAGGAAGUUGUUGUUGAAAAAAGGAAAAAAAUUCUAUAAUUUUGACAUGCAAACGUGACCGAAGGCACCAGAAGAAGAGGGUCUAGGUUAUCUCACAAAACAAAACAACAAAAAAACAAAAAAAAAGGAACGAUUCAUUUAAAAGGAAAAAGAAUAUUCUUAACCAUGGUCGGCUUAAAACAACUUGUUGUAGUGCUUUUACCUUUGGUAUAUUUGCUCUGCCCUUGCCUGGCGUGCCCCCCAGAGGUGUGCGUUUGUAAGUGGAAGGGCGGCAAGCAGACAGUCGAGUGCGGUGGCCAGCAAUUAUCGACCAUACCAGAGGGCAUGGAUCCUGGCACACAAGUUCUGAACUUUAGUGGCAAUUCCUUGCAGGUUCUGCAAUCGGAGAGAUUUCUACGCAUGGACUUACUCAAUCUGCAAAAGAUCCAUUUGUCGCGCAAUCAAUUGAUACGCAUCCACGAGAAGGCUUUUCGAGGUCUUACAAAUCUUGUGGAACUUGAUCUCAGUGAAAAUGCUCUGCAGCAUGUGCCGAGCGAAACAUUUCAGGACUACAGUUCCCUGAUGCGUCUCUCGUUGAGUGGGAAUCCCAUCAGAGAGCUCAAAACCUCAGCCUUUCGCCACUUGUCAUUUCUGACUACCCUGGAGUUGUCCAAUUGCCAGGUGGAGCGCAUCGAGAACGAGGCAUUUGUGGGCAUGGAUAAUUUAGAGUGGUUGCGUUUGGAUGGCAAUCGCAUUAGCUUUAUUCAGGGAAAUCAUAUAUUGCCCAAGUCUCUGCAUGGCAUUAGCCUGCACAGCAAUCGCUGGAAUUGUGAUUGCCGAUUGCUGGACGUCCAUUCAUGGCUAACCAAUUAUAAUAUUCCAUUGGCCGAGGAGCCCAAGUGCAUGGAGCCGGCGAGACUGAAGGGCCAAGUGAUCAAGCAAUUGCAGCGGCCCCAAUUGGCCUGUCUGCCGGAGGUGAGUCCUCAGUCUAGCUACACUGAGGUGAGUGAGGGCAGAAAUAUGUCCAUCACAUGCUUGGUUAGGGCCAUACCAGAACCAAAGGUCCUGUGGCUCUUCAAUGGUCAGGUGAUGAGCAAUGACAGUUUGAUGGAUAACCUGCACAUGUACUACUACAUUGACGAGAGCAUUGGAGGCAGUGGAGCGGAGGAGAAGCGCAGUGAGAUCUUCAUCUAUAAUGUGGGAGCCGAAGAUAAUGGCACCUUCUCGUGUGUGGGUCAAAACAUAGCUGGAACCACAUUUAGCAACUACACAUUAAGGGUGAUCAUCAAGGAGCCUCCAGUGGUCAAUGAGGUGUCCUUUCCCAGGGACUACAUGAAUUAUAUUGUGGCCAGCAGUGCGGGUGGCGGCAUCAUCUUUGUGGUCCUCCUCUGCACAAUUGUGGUCAAGUGUAAGCGCACCUCAGAGCCGGCCAAGCAGGGCAAGAAAUGUGAUCAGGUCACAAGCAUAGCUGGAGGUGGAUCAGAUUCCAAUACAACUAGUUCACAAGACACCGGCCUGGGUAUGAUGAAAUGCGCUUCGAUAUUGAAUGACAACUCCGAGAGUCUCAAUGGCAAUGCGGGUCUUCUACUGGCUGACACUUUGACUCCAACCAAGGUCACAAAUGGCGGUGCAGGUGGUGGCAUUAUACUCGGUGGACAGAUGAAGCAGAAUCUUCUGCUCUAUGCCACACCCAAUCCUGCUUCCAAUCAACCACAGCAACUACAAUUGAAUGUAAAUCUCAUGGGCAAUGGAGGAGCUGGUUCCCCACCUUUACUCAUUGGCAACGCAUCGGCAUAUUGCUCGCCGCCGGCCUCAUUGCGAAAUUACCAAGAGAAGAAUCCAGAUCUGGUCAAUGAUGCGGAAAGUGUCAAGCAUAAACUAAAGACUGCCGUCUCCUUAGAUGCAGCAGAUGUCUAUGAGACCUCAAGUGAUUGCGGCCAAUACGAAGGCUGCUAUCAAUUGCAUCCAGCUCAGCCGCAUCAUCCUCUCAUGGGACGUUUUACCCAGGCCAUGACCACCUUGCCUAGGGGUAUGCAGCUGAAAUCGAUAGCUGCAGCCUCUGGUGCUGCCUCCCCUCAUCAGGUGGAUGUUCAUUUGAAUCCUGUAUGUUUCCUGGGUCAAGAUGGCUUCGCAUAUGACUAUAGCAGUGCCCAUUUGAUACAGCAGACACCACAGCAGCAGCAGCAGCAGCAGCAACAACAACAACAGCAACAGCAGCACCAACAACAGUUGCAGCAACAACAGCUGCCACCAAAUACGAAUUUCUAUCGAACACUGCCCCACAAUCGUUUGCAGAAGCAUCAGCAAUUCCAAGGAGCCAUCCCGCCAAACUCCAGUCUACGUUAUAGUCUGGAGGCGGAGUUCAUCCAAAGGACCGCUCCUCCUGUAAGCUAUGAGAAAUAUCAGUUGCCCAAUGUCCGUUUCACUGCCGAGGGCUAUCCCCAACAACAGCAGCAGCAACUUCAAUUGCAACAGCAGUUCCCCUCUCCACCAGAAGGUUACAAAACUAGCGAUCUUCAAGCCUUGUCUGCUCCUUUCCAGCAGUGGCCUAGCUGUUUGCCGGGGUAUCAUGCUCAGCCCAUGCGCUUUGUUCAAUCACCCACCACCCAGGCAACGGCUAGCCAAUCACCCACCCAGCUGACAGCUCCACCUCCACCUCCAUCAACUGGCUCCAGCACCAUACCCGAACUGGAUGAAACAGAGGCGGCAGCAGCAGGCACUUCACCCAAGCCUAGAGCCGAUGAAGCGGAAGCAGCGGCAGCGACAGCGACAGCGACAACGGGAUCCACCACAUCUAAUACCACAGACGAGCAGCAUACAACUGCAAAUGGUGACUCCUCCAAACUGAAGCAACUGAAUGGCCCUUUGGCCGAUAGUCCUGAUGAGGGUUAUGUGGGAGAUGGUCAGGAGACUAGCGAUAUAUGACAAGGACCUAACAACAAUAGUCAGGACCAGGUUGAUGCUGCCUUAGAUGAUUCAGUGGCUCUGUAAAUUGGCUCAGCUGAUGACAUACUAGACUUAGAUUCAUUUAUUGUUUUGUAUGUAUAUGUGUUUGUGUGUGUGUAUGUGGUUAUGUUAAAGUGAGUAUUUCUUUGUUUCACUGCUCCAAUAAACAAGCAAACAAACAGACUAACAAAAGGUAGACCAAAGUGAAACCCAAUAAUUGGUGGAAGUGGAAGAUAACAAAAGAAAAAAGGGGCAACAAGAUGGAACACACAACUUUAUAAACAGGAAAUUUUCAUAUAUACGAAUUGAAAAUACUCUUGUUCAAUUCAGUAUCCUUUCUUCCUUUCCUAAUGGGAAAUCAUAGGCGGCGGUCUUCUUAAAUUGGUUACUAACUUAUUAGAGAGUUCAAAAGGUUUUGGUAAAAUUCGGAAAUUUGUUUUUCUUGGAACGCCUUCUACUUCAUAAAAAUGGCAAUCUGGUUUCUAGUUUCCCAGUAAACAUUUUAAAGCAAAAAUCUCAAGCUUCAUUGGAAAACAAUUGUACACUUUGUACGCUGUUUUUGUGGGAAAGAGUAGAAGAGUGGAAAACAAUAGUCGUAGCCGCCGUUGUUGUCGUCGUCGUCGUCGUCGUCAUCGGCCAGUCGUUGGGGGGCCUAACCUAAUAAAAGCCAAAAAACAAAGACGCGUCGCUAAACAAAAGGCUCUUUUCUCCUGUUUGUUGUUUCUGGUCUCUUCCCCACUGUGCGUCCUCCCAGCCCCCAACUCUUCUCCUGCCUUUCCCCUUUCAUUUUCUAGCAGUGUUUCACAUUUUUUUCCUUCUCGAGCCUCCUAGAAUGCGUGCCUCGAGUGGCAAGCUGGCAGCAUUUUAUUUCCGUUGAUGUAAUUGAAAAAGUUUUUCAUUUAAUAUAAACUUUUCAGCGUCUUUGCUUGGGCGCAGACCAUAAAAAAGGCAAGAAACAAAAAAGGAAACGAAAAAAAUGUUUUUUUUUUUCUAGAAGAAAGCUGUAAGGCAAAAAGGAAAUCUUGGGCCUAUUUGUACUUGUGUGUAUGCUGUGGGUGUGUGUGUGUGUGUGUCUGUGUGUG